Molecule: messenger RNA, 6556 nt
Organism: Danio aesculapii
Lineage: Eukaryota; Metazoa; Chordata; Actinopteri; Cypriniformes; Danionidae
Gene: ecel1
Product: endothelin-converting enzyme-like 1
Exons: 14
Coding region: 49-1365 (438 amino acids)
Biological process (GO): protein processing
Cellular component (GO): plasma membrane
Molecular function (GO): metalloendopeptidase activity
Source: RefSeq, a predicted model, not a curated record
UAGAUCACUGUCUCUGAAUAUGAAGACCAAAGAAAAGACAUCAGCAGCAUGUAUAACAGAAUAACACUAAAACAACUGCAGAAAAUGGCUCCAAGUUUCCACUGGAAGCGUCUGCUCGACCGCAUCUUCAACGAUAAUUUCUCGGAGGAAGAGGAGAUCGUGGUUUUGGCCACUGACUACAUGCAGACGGUGUCGGACAUCAUCAAAACCACCUCUAAACGUGUUCUUCAUAACUACAUGCUGUGGCGUAUGGUUGCGGCUCUGAGCGAGCAUCUCUCCACGGCGUUUCGCAGCACCAUCCACGAGUUUUCUCGAGAAAUCGACGGCACCGAGCAGCAGCUGGAUCUGGAGCGUCUGUGUCUCACGCAGGCCAACAAACACUUCGGCAUGGCCCUCGGAGCGCUGUUCGUCCAGCAGCACUUCUCCUCCUCCAGCAGAGCCAAGGUGCAGGAGCUGGUGGAGGAUAUUAAACACUCUCUGGACGUGAGGCUGCAGGAGCUCGACUGGAUGGAUGAAGAAACCAAAGACGCCGCCAGAGGAAAGCUCCAGCACAUGAUGGUUAUGACGGGUUAUCCAGACUUCCUGUUAAAGCCCGAGCUCAUUGACGAGGAGUAUGCGUUUGACGUGAACGAGAAAACGUACUUCAAGAACAUCCUGAACAGCAUCAAGUACAACAUCAAACUCUCCAUCAAGAAGAUCCACAAAGAGGUGGACAAGACCACGUGGCUUCUUCCUCCACAGGCAUUAAAUGCGUAUUACCUGCCAAACAAAAACCAGAUGGUGUUUCCUGCAGGAAUUCUCCAGCCGACUCUCUAUGAUCCAGAAUUCCCUCAGUCACUCAAUUAUGGAGGAAUCGGUGCGAUCAUUGGACACGAGCUCACACACGGAUACGACGACUGGGGUGGACAGUACGAUCGCUAUGGCAACCUGAAGCAGUGGUGGACGGAGGAGUCGUACAGAAAGUUCCAGAAGAAGACGGAGUGUAUCGUCAAACUGUACGACAACUUCACUGUGUACAACCAGAGGGUUAACGGGCGUCUGACCCUGGGUGAGAACAUCGCUGAUCUGGGUGGACUGAAGUUGUCUUAUCAUGCUUAUCAGAAGUGGGUGCGUGAGCAUGGGCCAGAGCGUCCACUGCCGGGACUCAAACACACACAUGAGCAGCUCUUCUUCAUCGCCUUUGCUCAGAACUGGUGUAUGAAGAGAAGAUCUCAGUCCAUCUACCUGCAGCUGCUGACGGAUAAACAUGCACCUGAGCACUACAGGGUGAUCGGCUCGGUGUCUCAGUUCGAGGAGUUCGGUCGAGUGUUUCACUGUCCUCGAGGAUCACCGAUGAACCCCGUCAACAAAUGCUCCGUCUGGUGACCGUCUACAUCCCAUAAUACUGUCAGCAACUGAUGUUUACAGCACACACACACACACACACACACACAUACAUACACGGAUCCUUCUGCUCAAAUAAUUAUUUUUUAUAUCUGAUGCUGAGAGUGUUCUGUAAGACUGAUGUUUGUGUAGACUGAUGUGUGUGUGUGCGUGUGUGUGUGUGUGUGUGUGUGUGUGUGUGUGUGUGUGUGUGUGUGUGUGUGUGUGUGUGUGUGUGUGUGUGUGUGUGAAAUAGUGAGUGCGGGUCAGAGAGUGUGUGUGUGUGAGAGAGAGAGAAAAUGUGUGUGUGUGUGUGUGUGUGUGUGUGUGUGUGUGUGUGUGUGUGUGUGUGUGUGUGUGUGUGUGUGUGUGAGUGAGAGAGAGAGAGUAAAUGUGUGAAUGUGUGUGAUAGAUUGAGUGUCUAUGUAUGCAUGCGUGUGUGUUUGAGUGAGAGUGUGUGCAUAUGUGUGUAAGAAAGUGUGUAUGUUAGUGUGUGAGACAGUGAAUGUGUGUGUGAGACAGCGCUGUACUGUAGGCAUGUUGAUGUUUUGAUAUGAUGUGUUUUGUCACACACGUGUUGUGUUUCUGAGUAAAGAAGCUGCUGCUGGAGAACAACACAAUGAUUCCCCAUUGCCUGCUCUGUGUGUGUGUGUGUGUGUGUGUGUGUCUGUGUGCAUUAUACGGACUCUUAUCUUCAGGACACUUAUUUCUGACAAACACACACACACACACAUGCACUGUGUCGCACUGUUGCCUCAGAGCAAGAAGGUCUCUGGUUCGAGUCCCAGCUGGGUCAGUUGGUGUUUCUGUGUGGAGUUUGCAUGUUCUCCCCGUGUUGGUGUGGGUUUCCUCUGGGUGCUCCAGUUUCCCCCACAGUCCAAACACAUGCGCUAUAGGGGAAUUGAUCAACUAAAUUGGCCGAAGUGUGUGUGAAUCAGUGUGUAUGGGUGUUUCCCAGUACUGGGUUGCGGCUGGAAUGGCAUCCGUUGUGUAAAACAUAUGCUGGAAUAGUUGGCGGUUCAUUGCGCUGUGGCGACCCCUGAUAAAUAAAUAAACUAAGCUGAAGAAAAUUCAUUUAAAUUUAAUUUUAAAUAGAAUGUCCAUAUCUGACCCAACAUUGGGUUAAAACAACCCAGCAUUUUUAUGUAAGCAAGGCAUUGGGUUAAUUAUUAACACACAAUCCAAAGCAGAAAGUUCUUGCAAAACAAACUCCACUAACGAAGAAUGAAAGCAUGCUCUAUUAAAUGAUGGGUUGUUUUAACUCAACGUUGGGUCAAAUAUGGAAAAAUCCAAGAGUUUGGGUUUAUAAAAAAAAUCUAUUUUCAAUGUAAUGUGAAAACAAUAACCCAAUCUGGAGCUUGUCCAUAUUUAACCCAACAUUGAGUUAAAACAACCCAGCGUUUUUAGAGUGCAGAUUUCUCCAGAUUUACAAAAUACAGAUAUUAAAUACUGCUAAAAGGGCGGCACAGUGGCUCAGUGGUAAGCACUGUGGCCUCACAGCAAGAAGGUCUCUGGUUUGAGUCCCAGCUGGGUCAGUUGGUGUUUCUGUGUGGAGUUUGCAUGUUCUCCCUGUGUUGGUGUGGGUUUCCUCCGGGUGCUCCGGUUUCCCCCACAGUCCAAACACAUGCGCUAUAGGGGAACUGAUGAACUCAAUUGGCCGUAGUGUAUGAGUGUGUGUGUGUGUGUGUGAAUGAGUGUGUAUGGGUGUAAUGGGAAUAAUUGGCGGUUCAUUCCGCUGUGGUGUGCUUUGGUGGAUAAAGGAACUAAGCCGAAGGAAAAUGAAUGAAUGUUGCACAGUUGAGAUAUUUUUAGACAAUUCUAAAAGAUGUUUAAUUCACAUCUCUUGACCAAAUAUACAAUAUAUAGCGCUUAUAUAUUUCAGUUCAGUAGUUUUUUUAUUCUGAGUUUUAUUUCAAGUCUCAAGUUUUGUCUUUUCUCUGCAUUUUCUAACAUUCAUUCAUUCAUUUUCCUUCAGCUUAGUCCCUUAUUUAUCAGGAGUCGCCACAGUGGAAUGAACCGCCAACUAUUCCAGCAUAUGUUUUACACAGCGGGAUGCCCUUCCAGCCGCAACCCAGUACUGGGAAACACCCAUACACACUCAUUCACACACACACCCUCAUACACUACAGCCAAUUUAGUUGAUCAAUUCCCCUAUAGACCAAUCUAUAGACCAUUUUGAGGAAUGUAAACAAAAACAAUGGUCCCAAUGUAUUUCUUGUUUUACAUUUCUCAUUACUAUAGCUUCCAAAAAGAAUCCAAAAGAGCCUCAUAUUGAUAAAUAAUGUUAUGAUAGCUGAUUUAACAUUAAGUUAUGAUUCAAUUGCCUCUUGUUACAGUAAGAGUAGAGGUGUAACCCUGGUGUCCUGGCCAAACUCCCUCCAUCAGCCCUUACCCAUCAUGGCCUCCCAAUCAUCCCCAUCCACUGAAUCGGCUCUAUCGCUGUCUCUCCACUCCACCUAUAGCUGGUGUGUGGUGAAGCACUGGAGCUGUUGUCCUGUGGCCGCCGGAACAUCAUCCAAGUAGAGCUGCACACUGGUGGUGGAGUGGAGAGAUUACAUGAUUGUAAAGCACUUUGGGUGUAUGACCAUACAUGCGCUACAUAAACACACUCAUUAUGUUUUAAUUAUGAGUUUAUAUCAGGAUUCAGACACAUUUUUACUACUAAAAUUCAAUGAAUGUUCCAAGCCUCCAGAACAUUUUCAUGACGUAAUGUUUCAUGUGAACAUAUACAUGUUAAAUAAUAAGAAAAACAAUGACGUUCAGGUUUAUUACAGCAUAUCACCGAACACGCAACCAUCUAUUUUGUUUAAAUUAGUUUUUAUAUCUCUGUAAAAUUGAUUGUGAUGAUGCUUACACAGCACUAACAAUGUGAGAGCAAGUUUUUUGGCCAAGUGUAACCCCACCGGUCCUACGCCACCCAACCCGCUCCGAGCUGGUAUCGAACCGGCGUCCUUCCGCAUGGGAGCCGGUUGCUCUAACAAGGAGGCUAAAGACAAUGGCCUCUAGCCUCUGUCGCUAGAGCAGCUUUAGAGGUCAGAGGAGUGAGGUUUACCUGCACAGCACUUACUAGCUGGCCUCCGUUACACAUGGACAGAAAAUAAGUAGACAACUAACCUAGAGUAUAUUCAAGUUAGGGCUGCACGAUAUAUGGUUUCAGCAUCGAUAUCGCAAUGUGUGCAUCCGCAAUAGUCACAUCACAGGAUAUGCAAUGCUGGCAUUAUAGUUUAAUAGAGUUUAAUCAUAAUGGAGUAAAAGUUUAUCAUCUGCGUGCAUUUUUAAAGAGAUAGUUCAUCCAAAAACUUGUUGCAAACAUUCUUUCUUUCUUAAAUAAACACAAAAAGAAGAUAAUAAGGUAUGUGCUGAGCUAGUGUGUUUCCCAUACUGAUAAACUUCCGGUGACCUGUUAUUGUGUUUUUUUUCCAUUUUCUGCUGUUCCUUUUACAGCAUGGAUGUUGUAAUGUAAUUCAAAUACAAUCAGUUAAACAGACUUUGGCAUUCAUUUUGUUGCUCAAGCGUAAAACAAGACAAAAAGCCGCCCGUCAGAAUCGGCAGGCUUGCGCAGAAGCUCCAUUGAAUAUACUGGGGUAAAAUAAAUGCUCGUAUUAUAAAGGCAUGAGGGGGGGGGGGAAUGUUAUUUAAUGCAGUGCUUCUCGUACAAUCUGAGACCCACUUUAUAUCAGAUAUCACUCAGCCAGUGGAGAUCGCUGAUUUUGAAAGAAAACAGACCUUAAACCCGCUGAUUUUGCAAUGGCAUACACUUCACUGGAAACGAUUAACCCAGAUUACUGGCCAAUUAAACGUCCUAUAAGCAUGCUUCGGCAUAUACCCCAUUUAAUAACUCCUAUACUAUUGAAAGAAGUCAAGUGUGAGUAAAUAGUGAGUGCAUUUUAAUCUUUGAGUGAACUGUCCCUUUAAGGCAGGGGUCAGCAAACUUGUUCCUGGAGGGCCGGUGUCCUGCAGAUUUUAGCUCCAACCCUAAUCCGACACACCUGAAUGAGCUAAUCAAGGUCUUACUAGGUAUACUUGAAACACCCAGCCAGGUGUGUUGAGGCAAGUUGGAGCUCAAUCCUGCGGGGACACCGGCCCUCCAGGACCGAGAUUGGUGACCCCUGCUUUAAGGCCUGUGACUGUGUAAACGUUUCAAUAUUUCAGAGUUUAAAACAUCCAGCCACAAGAAUGUUUUUGUAAGUUUAAUAAAGAUUAACUAAAAUAUACAAUGAAGACUACGCAGUCUUGAUUAUUCAAUACAUGAAUAGAGAAUACCUGAAAACUAUAAUUCACUUUUAUCUUCGCUGUAUUUUAUUUAUCUCUGCUUGUAAUGUAUUUGUUAUAUAUUAUUCAAGAUUCACUCCUCUACAAAAUCCCCCCAAUUAAUCACUGAAAUUGUAUUCACAUUAAUAUGGUAAUGUCAGAUUUUUUCCAAUAUCGCGCAGCCCUAAUUUAAGUAAACAGAUAUUUGUUCAACUAAUUUUCAUGACUUUUCUAAAACUUUGUGGGUUUUUCUGUUUUUCCAAAACUUUUCCAGGCCUGGAAAAUGUCACGUCAGAAUUCCAUGACUUUUCCAGGUUUUCCAUGAUCGUAUGAACCCUGUUAUGUGCAUUUUUUUUCUUAGUGUUAUUUCUAUCUUGCACUAUCUUGAGAUAUAUUCUCAAAUAUGAAAACAAACUGUGCUUUAUGUACUUUAAAGUCACACUCACCUCUGUUUUUGUCAGAAAUAAGCGUCCAUCAGAUUGCAAAUUAUAUUUUAAUGUGAGUUGGGAUGUGUGUGCCAGAUCUGGAGCCAACAAAUGUGUGAUUUAUUCCGAUUCAGUGUGUUUCAGAGACCAAAUAAUCUUCAGUUUCUGUGUUCUGAUGUUUUCUGUUCCUCUGAUCUUCAUUUCUGUCAAACCUUUUAUGCAACUGCAGCCUGUGAAGAAACACAGACAUGGGCUUUUAUUAUUAUUAUUAUUGUUGUUAUAACACUUUAAUUUUGUAUAAAGUGUUUGCUCAUGGACGUAGAAAGAAAAAAAUAACUUUGUACAGAUGAAUUAUAUGAAAGUUUAAAAAUAAAUAUAUGUACAAGUCAAAUAAAGCAUGUUGAACACGUUAAACUCAAUCAUCAGCAGUUAAACAGGUUUUACCAGUGUUCAGUUCUCGCUGAAUCAUCCAUAAUACAACAUUGAAAUAAAAAUGAGUCGUAUGCAAUAAAUUACAA